AUGGCCACUAGACAACCACCGGGGUCUAUCUCAAUCUCGAGGUACGAUGCGGUUCCAGCGGCUGGUGAACUCAGUCCAUCCGGCACCUUGAGCCCUGGCGGCCAUGGAGGCGACAACGCAAGGAAUUACGUCGACAGCCCGGGGUCUCGAAACAACGAAACGGGGUACUUCGGGACAGUCCCACUUUCGCCGAUGUCCGAGGACAGCACAGCACAGCCCCCAGCCACGCACCCGUCUCAGUACUACCGUGAUGCGCCGAGGGCGCCAUUCGCUCGAGACACCGUCAUAUCUGGUGUCUCAGGCUUCUCGGGCGUCACGGACCACUCCGGGAGGACGGUGGGAUCGGAUCCUGCGGCGCCGAUGCUGCCGGAGAACCUCAAAUCAGCGUUCGACGAUGAUGUACCAGAGAAGCCGAAACAAAGGGUUGUUCUUUGUGGAAUCAAGCGAUCCAAUUUCUUCAUACUUCUGGUCCUUGUUUUAUUCCUCAUCGGAGUCGGGGUCGCUGUGGGCGUGGGCGUGGGACUGGGCAUGCCGAAAACAGACAACUCGAGUCCAUUUUCGGAGCAGCCGGAGAAAACAGCUUCCUCGACAGAUUCAUCAGCUGUACCAACUGCAACAACAGAGGCGGUAUAG
Messenger RNA from Diaporthe citri, 633 nucleotides. RefSeq lists its product as uncharacterized. The record is from RefSeq and is a predicted model, not a curated record. The coding region runs from base 1 to 633 and encodes 210 amino acids. The transcript has a single exon. NCBI's taxonomy places the organism in Eukaryota, Fungi, Ascomycota, Sordariomycetes, Diaporthales, Diaporthaceae.